AGAGCUCUGGAAACCCUGAGAAACGAAAGCCAAUCGACAGUAAGAUCGGGGCAAGCUCUGUGAACUUCCUAAGGGAGGACGCGAACUCAAGUUUCGAAGGCGAUUGUUUGUGAAGUGCAUUCGGAAUGAAUGACGACGAAGAAAUCCAUAGAGAAGAUCUCCAGAAGUUAGAGGCCGAUUCCCCUCUUAAUAUGGAAGACGAUGACCUGGAAGAAGAUGCAAAUACAGUAGAGACAGCCGAUUGUGAAGCACUGGGAAAAGAAGGCUCGAAAGUGGUGGUUAAGACAUCUUACGAUGUAAAACUGAGAGAGCUUUUGCGGAAUAUACACUCAGUCGAAGCUAAGAUAUACUCAGAAGCUUCAAAAGAAUUCAUGAGGCUACUAAGAAGCGAUUCAGGUGGUGAAAUGCUUCAUCAAUAUGUUCAGGCUUCGCCUUUAUUCUCAGAGCUCAUGGAGGCUUGGAAACUUCGACAGGGGAAACCUGGUAUGAUGUUUGUUCAGUCAUUAAUAUCAGUCAUUUUGGAUCACCCUGAUGGAAAAUAUAAGUCCGAUGAUAUCGGAAGAAUCACUAUAAGCCGGAGAUUGGACAAGUUUGCUCGUUCAAUUAUUGAAACCAAGCUGGAAGAUAUUUACACAGAGCUUAACAGCAAGGAAGCAAAACGUCAAAAUGCAGCAUUGUUGUUAAUGGCUGCAGUUGUUAGGCGUGGUGUGGGUUUAGCUUCUGAGGUUGCUAGGAGUUUUGAUUUUAAGCUUCCCGGGUUUCCUAAGCUCUCGGAAUAUCAACAGAACAAAGUUGGGAAGAAGGGAAAGCAUUCAACAAGACGUUCAUUUAUUGAAUUUUCAAUGUCAUUUCUGGAGGUUGGGAAUCCAAGGCUUUUAAGGUGGAUCUUACAGCAGAAGGACAUGUAUUCGGGUGUUCUACGUGGUCUUGGCAGCGAUGAUGAUGACACUGUAGUUUAUGUGCUCUCAACAUUGCGAGAUAGAGUUCUCACCCUACAGUCCUUGGUGCCCCCAGGUCUUCGGAGCGUUCUCUUUGGAAGUGUUACUCUGGAUCAAUUAAUUAUAAUUUCAGGGAAUCAGCUUGGUGGGCCUGCUGCUGAUAUUGCACACAAGGUUCUAGUUAUGGUUUGCACAGAUCCUUGUAACGGUUUGAUGCCUGUUUCGAAGGUGGGUACAAAUCCAUUAAAGGGUAAUCUUAAGAGACUAUUGGAUGUCAUGAAGAAGCUAAAAGCAACCGAGAUCACUUGUCACAGAGAGUUACUUCUGGGUAUUGUUACUGGUAGCCCAUUAUUGGGUUCUGCAUACAUGGAUGAAUUCCCAUAUAGUCUUGAACCUCGCGCAUCGCCUACAUGGUUUGCUGCCGUAUCCUUGGCAGCUGACCUGGUUUCCUCAGCAAUCACUAGUCAUCCUUUUAGUUCCCUUUCUUCCCAGUCCCAAGAUCCGCCUUUUCUAGACAGUUUGGAGGUACAAUCUAUGUUGAAAUGUAUAGUUCCCCGUGCAUUCAGUCGCAUGGUUAUCAACAGGGGCUUACUUCACUCCGAUGCUGUGGUGAAGCAUGGAUCUUUAAGGCUUCUUCUGGAAGCGCUGAAGUCAUUGGCUAGGUUACUUGCUGCCAUAGACUGUGCUUCUAGUAACCGAACAUUGCAGAGGUGGUUAUCUCUCAAGCAAGAAAUUCAGGAUGAAGCUAGAGCUUUGCUGCCUGAUCCUCAAGUGCUGUUGAAGUUGCUUUCUUCCUUGAGUUCUAGCCGCUCCAAAGCUUCGAAGACAAGCUUAAAGAGAGCAAGAAAAUCUGAAGACUUGCCUGAUGUUUAUCAUAGGGAUGAAGUGAAGAAAUUGAAAUCUGAUAUGGUAGAUGGGGAUUUUGAUAUCCUUAUAAGUGGGAUAAGCACCGAAUCUGAGACUGCUUUACAGGGUGAGACUGAAAAAAUCACAGGUUCCUAUACUGUGGAGGAGUUGGACCAUGAAAUGGAUUACAUGAAGGUUAUAUUUGGAAUAUGGGGUUUAAAUGGGUGCUCAAUUAUUGGGGAUGAACUGAAUGAUGUUGACGUAUACUUCCACUCAAAAUUGCUUGAUGCAUUGACAUUAUAUCUUCGAACUAUGCCUAUUGCACUGGAGAGAUCGUUUGAUUUCUUUAAGCUUCUUCCCGGUGAUCCAUUAGGUUUAUCAAUUAUCCUGCAGCAAUCCUUACUCCAGCUCUUAGUAGAACACAUUGGGUGGUCCCCUGGGAAUGAGGUAUCCACAAGUAUGCCUGAAUUGAUGUACAGGCAUCUACAUCAAUUCAUCAACCUGUUGAUGUUUGCACCGAUCAAAGGCAUAAAGGAUCAGGCAUUUGUCCUGGCCCGGGAAGCGAUGUUAAGCACUGGUGCUUUUGAUAGAACCAAAAGGGAGAUUGAUGCAUGGUUCCUAUUUUUACCAGGUUACAGUAGAAAUACAUCUUCUUGGGGAACUCAGGAGGUUGAAGUUUUUCGAGACAUGUCUGCAGUUGUUGUCUCAUUCCUAUGUGAUGCUGUAUCUACCAUUGGAAAUAACUUUUAUAAGUAUUUGGAUCUUAUGCGGUCUCUUAUCACCAAUUCAAAAGGCUUUGAAGAUAUUUCUCCUGAUUUCAGUCCCCUCGUCAUCUGUGUCUUACAGAAGUGCCUAAGGUUGCUGGAUGCUGACUCUAAAACGUUCAAGUUAUCUGAGAAAACAAUGAUUUCAAUAUAUGUGUGCAAUACCUUAACUUUUCUCUUACAAACCCAGGUGGAGGGAGGAUUGUUAUCUGCAGUGAUUGAAUUGGUUUUAACUGAAAGAUUUGAGGGUUCUGUCUCAAUCGAUGGUGAUUCAAGGAAAUUUCCUUGUGAGUGGAGGCCGUUGAAGAAAUUAUUUCUCUUGGCACAGAGUAUCUCACGUAAACAAGCUUGUAAUAACAUGUGUUCAGUAGGUCAAAAAACAAUGGAUACAGGUGGUGGUUCUUUGGUCAAAACACUUGCUGAAGUGAAAAAGAUCAUAAAAAGUGCUAGUGGUGAGGGAUUAGUUGAAGUAGCAAUAGCUUUUUCUGCGUCCAUAAUUUGUGCAACACCUGAUGAGAUAGUUGAGAAUUUUCCUUCAGUUUUAACUGUUUCGCAGCACCUUCUUGGAGCACCUCUGUCGUUCCUAUUGACUAAAGUUUUCCUUGAAUCACACCUUAUUGUGGAUGUUGCUAAGUUGUGGCCACAUAUAUUCUCUUCUGGUUUGGCAAUGGUUGGGGCAACGAGGAAUGGUGGCUCCAAUAAUGUCACACACUCCUCAUGUGCUGGAGAACUACUUUGUAGCCUGGACUUUGAUUCAAUGGAGUCUAUUUCAGUGGCAUUCAGUUUCUUUCUGAAGCAGGCAUCUUUCUAUGCAUUAUUUCCAGCAAUUGUAACCAUUGGCAGUUCUUAUUUGUCAGAUCCAACCAAAAAACUUGACAUGCUUCUUGCUAAACUAUGUGAAGGAUCAGUUGAUGAUUCCAUUGCGUCAUUGCGCCUUAUACUGUUCUGGGUCUAUCAGAUACAAUCAUCCUUCAGAACUGAAUCAUCAGGUGAAUUGGAACAGCUCUUCGAAACUUGCUUUAUUCUCAUAAAAAAUGUAUUGAAACGACUUUUGGCUGUGAAACCUGAUAUAGAUAGUUCAACGGCUUGUUCGAGUCCUAUUAUUGCUCCAUAUAUUUCUGAAGUAGUUGAAACCAUUUUCCAUCAUCCUGUUGUGGUGACAUCCUUGGCAAGACCAUUCUGUUAUACUGAGGAACUUGCAAGUGGAAGCAUUGGGGACAGUUUAGAGGAUUUUCUUAGUUUUUCAAAACAGAGGAUUCAUCCCAUGGACCAUCACAUUUUGGAUGUCUUAACAACUGUUUCUGACUACCUUUCUUCAUGCAAUGGCCAGAAUUUUGUGCCUGAAGUCCAUGACACUUUCAAGAAAUGCGUUGGUAAGGCUUUUGAAGUGUUGUUUCAGAGGUUGUUUCUAGGAUUUAUGGAAAAGUUUGAUCUGUGUGUUAGUACUAAAACUUUGAUGCAGCUUGCCCCAACCUUCUACAUAUUUCAUGCCCUGAGUCAUUUCAUAUCCCCUUUUCAGUCAUUGGAACUUGUGGAGUGGAUAUUCAGUAAAGCUGAUUGGGAUGACCCAUCAGUUGGGGAAUCUUUCAAGGUUUCAGCCCUCUCUGUUGGAAUAUAUAUUGCUGCUUGUGCCUUUGACAUGCUAUCCAGUUGCUUGUACCAACCAAACACAAAGGUGAUAACAUCCCAUUGGUUUUGGGAUGUAGAGGGAAGAAAUUUUGAUGUUACUCUUCUUGAGAAAAUUUACUGUAGGGUUGUGGAAUUUGCCACCUCUAUCAGAUUAGAUUGUGCAGAUUUAUGUUUGUUAAAAGCUGUAAAUGCUGUGUAUAGACAGAAGCACAUGCAACCUCACACUUCUAUGCUGCCAUUAACUAUGGAAUUGUCGAGGGUGGUUACAAGCAGUCCUUUAUCACUGCUCUCUCAUUGCAUUCAUAAGACAAGCAAAACCAGAGCAAAAUUAUUGGUUCUACUCACUGAAGUAAGCCCUGUGCAUUUAUCCCACUUUGGUCAGAUAUUUUUUGGUAUUCUGAGCAAAAAUUUGUCAGUAGCAGGCUGUGCAGCCGAAACGUGCUGCAGCUCUGCUCUUUCAGAUGAGGAAUUUCUGAUGCUCUUACCUACUGUUUUGUCAUACUUGAACUCUAGCCUCUUAAAAUUUGGGAAGCAGCACUUCAAACAGUUUGAAAGUGUAAUAUCAUUUUAUUCAAGAAUUCUCUUGGCCGGUUUCUUGAAUUGGAAAUGCUAUGUGUCUCAGCACAUUUUCAUUGAAGAAUAUGGUGAAUUGUUACCUUCCUCUGCCGAAGAGCUUCUUAAUCUUGUAAAUGGAAGUCUACUUGGGAAAACAAUUCUUAUGUUGCAGUACUACUACUCUUUUAAUAGGGAUUCAAUGAGGAUUAAUUCUAGUUAUCUGCAUUCUGGUCCUCAUGAUGAUUUACUAGAUUGUGAUACUAGUGAGAUCAAUUUAUGUUCCCUUAACCAAUUAUUGAACUUAAUAAAUAGAAUUGUUGCAAAGAUAUCUUUUUCAAGGGUACUGUUAUUUCCUGAGGACAAUGUAAUUCAGUCUUUGCCAACAAAAGCAGAUGGGGAUCUAAAGGAGUUGACUUUGGGAAGAGUAUCUAAGAAAGAAGACAGGCAGAGACUAAGGUUUCUGAACAUUUUGGUGAAUACUUGGCAUAGGAUUGUCAGGAUCACCAACAAUUGUGAAACCUCAAAUGGUACUGAGAGUUUACAGUUGGUAAAAUUCUUAGAAGCUUUUGUUUUGAGAAGCAUAUUUCAAUUCACUGAGAAGAUGCAGAGCACUCUUAUCCAAUUGCAUUCUCUUCCCUUUUUAGAACAGUUCACCAGAUUAUGUCUUCUUCAUAGGUUUGAGGAUCCUGCAACUAUGAAUGUGCUUUGUGGUGUUCUUACUUUGCUAUCUGGAGGGAAAUUUCCAUGUGCUAUGGCUUUUGAGUUGUUGCUUGCACAUUCUCAAUUUGUCCCUACUAUCCUUUGGAGUGACUUAACCUCUGAUUUUUCUGGCCUUUCAUCUUCUGGAACUUUGUUGAGACCUAUAUCUAGCAUUCUGAAAUCAUUCUUCUUUCCUUAUAAAAGUGGAGCAGAUGGCAAGAGUGAUGGUGUUGGCACAUCUGCUUCAUACCAGAAAAAGUUGGCAGUAAUUAAGCUACUCCGAGUUUUGUAUCAUCUGAAGGCUCAUCAAGAUAGUAUUGAUUCUGGAAAUGAUUUUGGCAUGAAGUCCAGAGAACUGCUUUCUUUGCUUUUAUCUUGUUACAGGGCCACUCUCAGUGAAGUUGACUUGGAAAUAGUCAAUCUCAUGAAUGAAAUUGAAUCUAUUGAAGGAUCAGAUCGUGGAAGCAUCGCUGAAAUGGAUUACUUGUGGGGAAGUUCUGCUUUAAAAAUUAGAAGCGAACAGACUCUCGAAAAAAUUCUCUCAACAAAUAGUGUUAUUGAUUGUGAGACUGUUGAAGAACGGCGCCGAAGGCGAUUUAGGGAGAACCUCCCAAUUGACUCUAAAUUAUGUGUAAAGACAGUUCUAUAUUUUCCCUUUGAUAGGAUUGCAUGUAGUGGACCUUCAGACGUGGAGAAGUUUCGACAGGAUAAUCUCAUGGAUACGCUUGAGCAGAUGCCAUCCACAAGUGUUGAGAGGAUACUGCGAUAUGAUCCUGUUUUUAUCUUGCGCUUCUCAAUCCAUGCUCUGUCAAUGGGAUACAUUGAACCUAUGGAGUUUGCAGCUCUAGGCUUGCUGGGGAUAGCAUUUGUUAGCAUAACUUCUCCUGAUGAAGGGAUGAGGAAAUUGGGUUAUGAGGUCCUUGGAAGAUUCAAGAGUGCUUUGGAGAACUGCAGAAACAGGAAGGAGGGAUUACGGCUUCAGCUUCUAUUGACAUAUUUGCAAAAUGGAAUAGAAGAUCCAUGGCAAAAAAUUCCUUCACUGAUAGGCAUUUUUGCGGCUGAGGCAUCUUUCAUAUUGUUGGAUCCUUCACAUGAACAUUACGUUACUAUGAGUAAACUUUUGAUGAGAUCACCUAGGGUGAACUUGAAGUCUAUACCUUUAUUUCAUACUUUCUUUGGUAGUAGCUCGGUUAAUUUCAAAGGAGACAGAUUGUGGCUUCUUCGGUUAUCAUAUGCAGGGUUGAAUUUAGAUGAUGAUGCUCAAAUAUUUAAGAGGAAAUGCAUUAUUGAGAAUUUGAUGGGAUUUUACGCUUCUUCUCUCUCAGAUUAUGAGUCAAGAAUACUAAUUCUUCAGAUAGUGAAGAAGUCUAUUAAAUCGCAAGUGCUAGUUCGUUAUCUAGUUGAAUAUUGUGGUUUAAUUUCAUGGUUAUCAUCUGUUGUCUCAUUCAGUAUUGAGACGUUAUAUGGAGAUCCGGAAAAUCAUCUUGUAACACAGUUGACAAUGGUUCUAGAGGUAACUGUGGGCAUUAUUUCUUUUAGAAAUGUGACCGAGUGGCUGCAAAAGUAUGGCCUUGAGCAACUAUGUGAAUUGUCAUUUGAUCUGCAGAAACUCUUAGCAGCUGGCAUAAAGUUGAUUAAGCAGAAUGUUGCUUUGGUUAAUUCAAUUUUACAGUUACUGGUAUCAACAUUCAGGAUUUCUCAAAAAAGAAAAAUGUACCAACCACAUAUUACUUUAUCAUUUGAGGGCUUAUUUCAACUAUUUCUAGCCAUUGAUGAUGGAUUCAAUAACAUGGAAUCUGGCCUCACGGCUGGGCUUGGACUAAGAGCCAUACUUAUGAGCACACCACCAAUUUUCACAUUUCAGAAGGAUAGAGAAAAAUUCUCAAAGCUUGUUAUUUGGGCGAUUUGUGCUACUCUACGGUCAUCCUCCACGCAGACGGUGCUACUUGAAGAAUCUAAGCCCAAAAUCACAAUUUUCUCAGAGAAGGAACAAUGUGAAGACUCUCUAAUGUCAAAGCUUUUACGCUGGAUUACGGCUUCAGUAAUUCUAGGAAGAGUUUCAACCAAGUCUUGUCUUGCAAAGACUAUUUCUUCACAAAUAUCAAAUGUAGAGACCCUACAGUCCCUGUUGGACCACAUCAAGAAAGGUAACGGUGAAUCUAGAGAAAGCAGUUAUGGUAAUGACAAGGCAUUGGCUGCUAUGAUUUUGUACCUCCUGCAGCUACUUGGAUCAAACUGCAGAGUCCUUCCUUCAGUCAUCUCAGCACUUUGUCUCUUGCUCCUUUCUGAUGCCUCUACUUCUACAGAAACAGAGCUGUUAGUUGUUGAUCAUCACAGCCUUUUGGCAUCCCUAUGUUCCAAGAUUCGUUGCCCUGCUGAAGCUAAACCUUCUUGGAGAUGGUCAUUUUACCAACCAUGGAAGGACCUCUCAUCAGAAUUAACUGACUUACAGAAGUUGGAGGAACACCAUGCCUGUCAGGCUCUUCUAGUGAUUUUUUCGAAUGCUCUUGGAGUGAGAUCAUUAGACUUGCCGAUUUUAUCCUAUGAAGAUGUGGAGAAUUCAGGUUUAUUUUUGUGGGAAAGAAGCAUGCUUAAUACUGAGUGAUGAUCCAGGAAAAUUUUCUGCAUUUAGAUUUCCAGCAGACUUGAUUUCAUUCAUAUGUCUGGAUUCCCUGGUU
This is a messenger RNA of Telopea speciosissima, 8109 nucleotides long. RefSeq lists its product as uncharacterized. Gene Ontology annotation, biological process: maturation of LSU-rRNA from tricistronic rRNA transcript (SSU-rRNA, 5.8S rRNA, LSU-rRNA); maturation of 5.8S rRNA from tricistronic rRNA transcript (SSU-rRNA, 5.8S rRNA, LSU-rRNA). Gene Ontology annotation, cellular component: nucleolus. The record is from RefSeq and is a predicted model, not a curated record. The coding region runs from base 126 to 8036 and encodes 2636 amino acids. NCBI's taxonomy places the organism in Eukaryota, Viridiplantae, Streptophyta, Magnoliopsida, Proteales, Proteaceae. The transcript has 14 exons.